AUGAAGCUGAGAGACGCCCCAGAACGAGGCGAGACUAUGAAGACAGAAGAUGCGCGUUGGCAAACGACUUUUCUCGAGCUCGAAAACGCAGUACGUUACGUAAGUGGCUCGGAGCCUACUCCAGCUCCGUGCAACAGUACCGGCGUUUACGCUGACGUAGAGCUGUGGCUCGAUCGAGAGCUUUUCGAGUCUCUCGCUGAGGGGAGAAACGCACCGCAGACACAACCGAGUGCAGCUGCACUGUCGGGGAACAGUACGCCUUCCCGGCAAACGCAACUGCGCUCCGUGCGACCGUAUCCACUCUUGGAUGCGUUCGUAUCCGCAGGUAUUAACCAUGAACCCGAUGGUACAUUGAUGCAUGGAUCCACGUCGCGUCGUGCUGGUGACCAGCACGUGCAGUCACGGAACGUCGCCGAGGGGCAGUUGCGACCUGCGAUGCCCGAGCCGUCGCACCCUGUUCACAAGCGUCGUCGCACCGCAGUGGUCUUCCAGAGUCGCCACGAGAUCUCUCAAUACCUAGAAGCUGCCCUAGAUGAACUAGAACGGGAAGCGGAGGAUGGCGUCACAGCGGAUGCCGAUGCCACGGGAGGCAACGCCUCCAGCGAUGUCGUAGCAGAUGCAUCCCAUCUGGAGUCACCUAGAAAAGUUGGACGGGGAGCAGUUGCCGGAACGCGCGAGCACAAAACCUUGUCAAGUACACGAACUCGACCCGAAUCCAUUGAGCAAGCGCUGCUUCGCAUUUACGCAGAAUUGAGACAACGAGUUCUCGCUCAAAAAUACGAAACAAUCGAGGCGUUUAUCGCCGAUUUUUCGCUGCUGCUCAGUGAUAUUGCACGCAGCAGCAAACCAGAGCAUACCACAUCACGAGUAGCGACACGUCGCAGAACAGACCUCAUCCGUCAAAGGGUGGACAGCUUGCUUCAACCAGCAGAAAUGAGCCGCAUCAUGGCGACCAGCUCCAGCGAUCGACCUGCUUCUUCGGAGGAGCCGGCCAUCCUGCCAGCACAACCCGAUAAGAUCAGCCAAGGACCUCUGCUUCCGUACUGGUACUGGUUACGUGAGCAACUCUCGCUUGACUUUGCAUCCCGAGAUGCACUCGGGCCGUGGAGUCUGGCGCUUGAUGCAGUGGCGGCGGAUCCAGAACAUGUCAUCCAUCCCGAGUGCACCGCGAGCGCACAGGUGCCGGACCUGCGCGGCGCUGUGCGUCCACCGCUGGCUUCUGUGGAAGGCUAUACCGGCUCACUGGCAGUGCAGACUGCAACGAAGGAUGUGAUCACUAUACCCAAAGUGUACGAACAGUGGUUGCAUCGAAUCUACCGCCUGCGGGAACAGAAAGAAGACCUGCAGCAACGCAUGAAUCGUUUCUACCAACUUGAAGCUAUGCUCCACGUAGCCGAACGCGACAAAGCUAUUGGUGAACAACCAAAUGCUCGAUGCGCAGAGUUUGUGCGUUCUACACUGGAAUCAUCACACGUAAGCGAAAAGAAUGCCGUGCGCUCGCAGCAGCUUGAGGCGUCCCAGGGAGCAGCGAACCCCGGAAACGCAUCCCAGGAGAAACCCGCUCUGCAAUUACAUGCGCUGCGAGCUGCUGACUCAGAGGCGCGCCCCCAAACCAAGGCCAUGAGCACUUCACCGAACGCCUCUGUAAGGCUGCCACGACUCGCUGCUGCAUGGUCCAUGCCGCUUUUCAUUGAGACAGAUCGUGAGCCCGACGAGCCGAUGCGCUCCACUGCUGGUCUCCUCGGCGUUCCCGCUGCAUCAGUGACCGAGUCAGUGCCGACUGAAGCGGCUCCGCGACUAGAUCAGCGUCCCCGCGGUUUGGUACAAGUCAGUCUGCCGCUUCCGCUGCAGGGCUUGCAGCGCGCAGUUGCGGCGGUCCUGGUGCUGAGCGGAUUCACAGGUGCACAUCGCUCCGCGCUCGAGUCGCUUACAGAUGUUGUUGCGGAAUUGAUUGAAGGUCUUGGUCGACAGUUUAGCUGGAUUCGCUACCAGAUGAAGCGUCCGCCAGCUGAUCAGCAGUCGUCGUCAGCGGCAUCGGCGGAAAGUGGCGCAAAAGCGGCCAGAGUACGCGAGCGAGUCGACAAGGUGUCACGCGCGUGGUGGCAAGCACCGCGGGACUACCUCCACCAAAGUCGUUGUGCGUUGCCGGGAGCAGCGGUUGCUGACCCACUCCACUAUUUCGUGUCGAUCAUUAGCCAGAGUGGUAUCCAAGACGGCUUCCACGGCCUCAUGCGAUACAGUCAGCUGGAAUUGCCCGCGCUGGAGCGAGGACUCGCCCAGGCCGAAGCGCUACUCAGCACAAAGAUUGCGGAAACUGAGCACGCGCUGGAGCAUCUUGCCCAGCGUAUACCAGCGUUCGAUGCCCCUGCGGGGCAUCUCGAAGUAGAGAAAAAGACAUUCCUGCCGCCUGCACUGCAGGACGGGAACGCGACGAUACGCUCUGAUGAGGAGCUCGAUCCCGAAUCGAAUCCCCUGUUUCGGUAUUUUGGAAUUAUCAACGAGUCUGUGACGCUUGAUGUGUUGCAACUUGAAUACCAGCGCACUGACGCGGUUGCAGUGCCGUAUCCCCUUGCGCAGCGCGUUGUGACGGAGCUCGAAAAGACCCCUGUGCAGCCGGUUUCCGCUGGACACCCAGCUCGGCGCAUCACCGUCGUAAGGGCAGCCAGUCGGCGACAGCUUCGUCCACAUGAAGCCGUCUCGUGA
Molecule: messenger RNA, 2703 nt
Organism: Cyanidioschyzon merolae strain 10D
Lineage: Eukaryota; Rhodophyta; Bangiophyceae; Cyanidiales; Cyanidiaceae
Exons: 1
Coding region: 1-2703 (900 amino acids)
Source: RefSeq, a predicted model, not a curated record